GUGUGUAGCUAGUUUGUUAUAAAAUAUAAUUUAACACGCUAUCUUUUUUCGUCAUUUAAUCAUUACCGACACUAAAUACAUACACGUAAUAAAGUAAAAUUAACGUUGGAAUUAUCUCGAAUAGAAUUGUUAUAUUAUCAACCAAUAUAACCUAAAAAUACCCAAGCCGUGUUAAAAUGGGUGAGAGAUACAAUAUCCACAGUCAACUAGAGCAUCUUCAGAGCAAAUACAUCGGCACCGGGCACGCCGACACCACGAAGUACGAAUGGUUAACGAACCAGCACAGGGAUUCGUGCUGCAGUUACAUGGGCCAUCCAGAUUUGCUGAGCUACUUCGCUAUUGUAGAAAAUGAAUCUAAAGCUCGAGUGAAGUUCAACUUAAUGGAGAAAAUGCUACAGCCGUGCGGCCCGCCGCCGGAGAAGCCUGAAGAUUAAUUCUAAGUGUGCACUAAGCUGUUCUUUUAAAUCUGCUCAGAUAUUCUCUUAGAUUGGAAUUACUUUAUAUUUAAUUAGUGAAAAUGUGUAGCAAAUAGAAAUGAGAGGACUGGUACUUUUC
Molecule: messenger RNA, 555 nt
Organism: Cydia splendana
Lineage: Eukaryota; Metazoa; Arthropoda; Insecta; Lepidoptera; Tortricidae
Gene: Sf3b5
Product: splicing factor 3B subunit 5
Exons: 1
Coding region: 177-434 (85 amino acids)
Biological process (GO): mRNA splicing, via spliceosome
Cellular component (GO): U2 snRNP; precatalytic spliceosome
Source: RefSeq, a predicted model, not a curated record